AAGUGGGACUAUUUCCCUGGGCAGGAGCAGCAAGUGCGGCUGAUCUACCAGGGCCAGCUGCUGCGCGAUGACACCCAGAGCCUGGCCGCCCUCCCCCCCCCCCCCUCCCCCCCCCCCUGCCACAUCUCCCAGCACAGCCCGGCCCCCGCGCCUGCCGGCCCCCGCGCCUCCACCGACCCCGUGCACGCCGCCCUCAACGUGGGCAGCCUCAUGCUGCCGCUCUUCGUGCUGAUGCUGGCCGUGCUCUGGUACUUCCAGCUGCAGUACCGCCACGUCUUCACUGCCACUGCGACCACCUUCCUGGCUGGCCUCACCCUCCUCUUCAGCUUCAUGGCCUUCACCAUGUACCGCAGAUAGCACGGCCCCGUGCCCCAAAAGGAGCCGCUGCACCCGGAAUAAACUCGGUCCCGGGUG
Messenger RNA from Aptenodytes forsteri (emperor penguin), 414 nucleotides. It is a transcript of the gene TMUB1, whose product is annotated as transmembrane and ubiquitin like domain containing 1. NCBI's taxonomy places the organism in Eukaryota, Metazoa, Chordata, Aves, Sphenisciformes, Spheniscidae. The record is from RefSeq and is a predicted model, not a curated record.